AUAUAGGAUUGUGUCUCGGAAGCCUGCAUCAUGCCUGCGCCACUGGCCAAAGGCAUCAUAAUCGCCGCGUCUGUUCUUGUCGCCGCCGGCAUCGCCAUUUACGAGUCCCCGCAAGUCCGACAAUGGGUCGACCAGUCCCGCCGCAAGAUCGCCGUCGCCCUGAACUCUCUUGGUGAGGACCCCAAGCCUCGCCGUCGUAGCGAAUCGUCCGACAUCUACGCUGCAAGGACGAGACGGGAGGAGCUUGUCAGGAAGAACCGUAAUGAUUUCAUCAAAAAAGCCAGGGAGGACGGUAUUGCCGUCGACCUAGACGAACUUGCCAAGAUCGGGUCUGAGAACAUAGAGAUGGCAGAGAGGAGAUCGCGAUCAGACAGGACAAAGAGCUUCGACGACUUGGUUGGUAGCGAUGGCAUGCUCAGAGCGACUGGAAAAGACACUUCACACAGCGGACUCAAGAAGCGCGGUGCAGCUGGCUUUGCGGCCGGCUCUGCUGCUGCGGCUGCCCUGGCGAACCCCUUCUCUGACGACAACAUACUUUUCGAUGUCGGUGACGAUGAGGACGACGAGGCACCUUCCCCGAAGCCCUUCACCUACAGCGAGAAUGACACACGCGAGAGCUCUGCUACUAUCAAGCCCGACUCCUCUCCCGUUGUUCCAGUCGAUGAGUCUACUGCCACCAUCUCAGCCAACACCGUCUCUCCCGCCACCACUUCCAACGACGCCAUCUCCCUCUCUACUCCACUCAUUGACCUUUCUCCCGAGACUCACCCCGAGACCCACUCUGAGACCCACUCCGAGACCGAGCAAGCAGCACCAGUCCCAUACACCGAAGUAGCCGACGACGCCGACGCAGCAGCCCAAUCCUUCUACUCCUUCACAUCCUCCGCCUCGCACACUGAAGACCUCGCUCAAACCCAAUUCUUCGAUGACGAGGCGGAGCACGUCUCCACCGGCACACUAACACCCCGCUCGCAACGCUCCAACAGCAGCGCUCCCUCCUUUGUCAACGCCCACGCAGACGACAUCGCAGUCCUCAGCAUGCAAACCGACGCGGAUCACGAUGCGCGCUCGGAGGUGUUUUCCGAGGGCGGCUGGACAGACGCGGGCCUUUCCGAGGCUGACGACCGGACAGGCGUCAUGACGCCGAACUCGUGGACGGACGUUGGGAGUGAUGACGAAAGCGAGUGGGGUGGCCAGGUGCAUCAGUAGAUGUGCAUUUUCUGUGCUCCUCGAACUAUCUAGCGGAUGAAUUUGGCAUCAAUGGCGUUUGUGUGCGUAUAUAAAACCGCAUUUCGGGAUACUGGUGUGGCGUUUGUUUUGUACCUUGGCUUGACUUGGAUAGAAUGGGAUAGUAACCAUGAAUCGUAAUUGUUUCUCUAGUUGUCCUUUUUUCCUUGAUGUAUUGCAUUUUGAACACCCUGAGUAUUAACGUGUAUCAACGUUCAGCGUCCUAUCUCCACGUUCUACUCCACGGUUCAAUGUAGAAAGUACCCCC
Messenger RNA from Dothidotthia symphoricarpi CBS 119687, 1495 nucleotides. RefSeq lists its product as uncharacterized. The record is from RefSeq and is a predicted model, not a curated record. NCBI's taxonomy places the organism in Eukaryota, Fungi, Ascomycota, Dothideomycetes, Pleosporales, Dothidotthiaceae. Bases 31 to 1209 code for a protein of 392 amino acids. The transcript has 2 exons.